Molecule: messenger RNA, 1484 nt
Organism: Trematosphaeria pertusa
Lineage: Eukaryota; Fungi; Ascomycota; Dothideomycetes; Pleosporales; Trematosphaeriaceae
Exons: 4
Coding region: 176-1372 (398 amino acids)
Biological process (GO): protein N-linked glycosylation
Cellular component (GO): Golgi membrane
Molecular function (GO): glycosyltransferase activity
Source: RefSeq, a predicted model, not a curated record
CCAUGAAUCCUCCCUUUUGCUGACCUUUUCUAAUGAACAGCUUCUUUCUUGUUCCUCUGCACCGUACCCACUCGCUUCGUGUAGCGCGUUAAUCACUCUCGCAUCGCUUUUUACUGCCUUUUUGUUGCGGCUCUUCAUCCCCAGGUUUUUUAUUCUGUUUCCCACACUUGUCAUCAUGCCACCCCUUUCCUGUAAUCGUCUAGUCGGUCUAGGCAUCGCAACCUUCAUACUCCUCGUUUUUAUCUUUGCGACUCUUCGCCACGGAGGUGGCCCGGUUCAGACAAUUAAGGAUGCUGCCCAGCAGGCUGCUUCGUCAGCGCAACACUUUUGCUCCAACGACAUACCGAAUUUCUCAAAACCGUCCGUUCAAAAUUCAGUCUCCAACCUUUAUGAGUCAAUACGACAUCCAGUGACAGCAGAGGACUACGUCGAUCCGUAUGGAAUCAAAUUCAAUGUAUCCGACAAUCCAACAUGGACGAAGCUUCUGGGUUCCGAUGUUCUCAUUGUCGACAUGGACACGCGUGCUCCGGAUGGCGAGAACGAGAUCUUUGGCGCCAACAAGAUCAACUGGGAGACCAUGGAUGGAAAAGAGGGCGGCGGGAUGUUGUCCGCAUCGUUUCUGAACCACUAUCUCUACUCCCAAAUCCACGGCUACGACUACAAAUUCUUCCGCGCACAACCCAUGGAGCCAUCCCACCACAACACCUGGAUAAAACCGCACGUCAUCGACGAACUACUGCACUCGUACCGCUUCGUCGUCUUCAUCGACGCCGAUGCCACCAUCCAGCACCUCGAGAUCCCGCUCGAAUGGCUCUUCAACCGCUGGGGCAUCACGAACAACACCUCCAUCGCUAUGCCCAUCGACACCAGGCAGAUCCUCAACGGCGACGAGAACGCGAGCUGCGACUCCAAGGGCAAGGUGACCCUGAAUACGGGCUUUGUCGUUGCCCAGGCGCUUCCGUACACAUUCGAGAUGAUGAAUGCGUGGAAGACGUGCACGAACGGGCUGCGGUAUCCGAAUUGUGGGACGUGGAAGAAGGAGUGGAGUCAUGAGCAGAGAGCGUUCAGCGAGUACAUUCGGUACGACUUUAACCCUAAUAAUAAUAUCGUGGAAAUCCCAUGCGACGACGCUAUGGGCUACCCCGGCCUCGCGGCCAACCAUCCGCACAUCCUCAGCGAUUGCAAAGGCCAAUUCAUCCGGCACCACACCAUCGACAAGGGCAUGACCAAAACCGACACAGGGAACGCCAUGAUCCAGUCCCUCGCCGAGAUCAUGCAAAAGACGCUGCUGCAGACCAAGCAGGAGGUCUGGGUGAACGAGGGCGAAGGGACGAGGGAUUUCAUGAAAGAGUUCAGAGAGAAAGAAGAAUGAACCCGCGUUUGUGACGAAGCUCUCAGAGGGCGAGAAAGUCCCCCGGUUCUGGACGGUUUGGGUUACGGCGUCUUAGGUUUGGAAUAUUCGGUUCAGCAUAUUCGAGAAACGG